AAAAAAAGAAAUAGUAACAAAGAAAAUCUUUACGAUUUCAUAUCAAAUUCGUAACGGUUGAACUCUAUUGAAAUAUCCAGCCAGCAGCUACCCCUACUUGAAGCAAUCAACGUUCAUCAAUUUAUCCAAGCACAAUGGUUUCCAGAAGAAAAAUACUCUCCCGUUCUAGAGAUGAUCUUAAUUUGGAUCAGACAUUUAGUCCACAAGAAGAGGAAGAAGAUGUUUGGUAUCAAAAAGAUAAAUUAUACAAAGAACACAUUCAAGAAGUUCUGGACAAAUGGACCCAAAUCGACGAUGAAAUUUGGGCUAAAGUAAUUGUCUUUGAACGUAAUCGUCGCGUGGCCAAAGCCUAUGCCAGAGCACCCGUCCUAACAAUAAAUGGCUCCGAUGAUGGUUUCGAUGGCAUGCGAAUCGGUUUAUGUGGCUUCGAUAAUCCAAUGCGUGAUCAAAAAACAGAAGAAUUUAAAAAACACAUUGGCCAGGGUGUCAAAAUCAAAAUGGACGAUGCUGGAAAUAUUUUAAUACGACGUUAUGCCAAAAGUAAUGUUUACAUCAAAAGUACGGCUAGCAGCCAAAAUGAGGAGACCUCCAUAGGUGCCGAUAUCUUGAAAUUACCCAAUCAGGCAUUGGAAAGUGAAAAAAUAGUCAAAUUGUUUGAUAUGAAAAAAUUUCAAUCAAAUGUGAAUCGUGAACUGAGACGGGCCUAUCCUGAUCGCCGACGUUUAGAGACUCAAUGUCUGUCAGCGGUGGCUUUUGUCAAGUCGGAGAGUGACAUACUGGAAUGCCCCAUAUGGGUACUGAUUGUAAAUGUCGUCGCAAUGGAUAUGCUCAAAAGUAAAUUGCCACCAGUUCAAAGACCCUUGGUCGAUAUCAAAAAUCGUCCCAGAAUACCCAUACCCGAUGAGGAUCCCUACAGCGUCGCUGGCAAUGGCAGUGGCGGCAGUUCGGGUAGCUCUGGCUUUGGUGCUAGUGGCAUGGGCAACAACAGCCUGAUGUCCGGUCAUAGUGCCCAAAUGCAAUUGCAACAUCAGCAACAACAACAACAUCAACUACAGCAACAACAAUCGAUAAUAAGCAACAAUAGCAAUGGCAGCAGUGUUGGUGGUGGUGGCGGCGGCGGCGGCGGUGUGCCCAAUUCAAAUCAUCUCUUGAAUAAUGGCAGUGUUCUGGGAGGCGGCAUGAAUGGCCAUACUGCCGCCACCCGAGAACAAUUGCUAAUGCAAACGCAACAAUUGGCUCAUAAACGCAGUGAAAAGCCGCCGAAAUUGCCACCCAGAGAUAAUAUAUAUGGGACACAUGAGAUUCCUAAGCCUGACUAUGAUGACAUCGAAGUGGAUACACGUAUUAAAUUGUCACGCGGCAAAUCGGAUAAAGGCAAAGACAAUAAGAAAUAUGAUGAUCCCUACUAUUGCGGCUUGCGUGCUCGAGUUCCCAAUUUUGUGAAAACCUCAUCGAAAUCGUCCAAAGACCAUCAUGCGGUUCACAGCAAUGGCGUAGCGGCUCAAAAUGGCAUGAACACAUUGACAAACCAAAAGAAGACUUCCAUUAUGAUGCCCAUGCAUCCGGCGAUGCAUGCUCCCGCACCGCCCCAUAUGCAUCCACAUCAUAUACAGCAACAGCAAAUGAUGGCCGUUGCUGCAGCACAUGCUGUAGCCCAUCAACAACAACAACAACAACAACAGCACCAACAUCCUAUGCAUCAUCAUUCACAUGCGCAUGCGCAACAAAUGUGGCAAACACGCAGUUUUGAGAGUGGCAUAGAUUCUGAUCAUGUUGACUCUCCCUACAAUCACAUAUAUGGACGUUUGCCCUUGCCUACACGGGGUUAUAUACCAACACCACGCAGUUUGUAUAUCGGUGAAUGGGAUUGACAACAAGCGGUGUAAGAAAUCUGAAAUUAUUAUCAUCCUCAAUAUCCUUAACAAACGCAACCAACGCAACAGCAACCAGACAGGACAAGCAAGGAUAUAAGGCAAGGUUGAGUGCCCCAAGUUAAGUUAAGUUUUAUUUCUUUUUUUUUCGAGAGUGUAGCUUUUAAGUUUUAUUUUUAUUUUUUCUUAAUUUCUUUAUAAACCUAAAUGAUUUAGUUUAGUUUAAUUUUAUUUUUAAUUUUGAAAUUUUGAAAUGGAUUUUGAAUGAUUUUUAAAAUUCCUUCUUUGCCCUAAGGAAUAGAGAUUAUGUUUGGUUUUUUUUUUUUUUUUCUUAUAUUUCAAGAAAUAUUUGAAAUGAAAAACCAAACCACUUAUUGAAGGAAGGAUUAAAAUAAUAAAACAAAAAAAAACCUUAUUUUUAAUAAAAUCUAAGUUGUGGGAUUCUAAAGGACCCUCUAUCCUUUUCAUUUUGUUUUGUCGUUUCUUUAAUGUAACACGCCAUUAUUAUUAUUUUGUCUUAUCAUAAAAACAAAAACAAGAAUAAAAUGCAAUCAUUCAUUAACUCAAUGUAUAAAAUAUCAUUAAAUCAACUGAAACUAUAAUAUGAAUCUAAUAUAAUAUGACUUUAUUUUGUAUUUGCAUUUAGUUAUUAAGAGCUGAACGAAAACAAGAACAAAAUGUUUCAAACUCUUGAGGAGCAACAACAUUUUGUGUUUUUUUUAUGUUAUUAAGAGAGUCAAUCUAUUCAAAUAUAAAUUCAAAAAUUUCCUAUUCCCAUUAUUCUUAAAAAAAAAAAAAAAUUCAUUCAUUUCUUCACUGCUUUGUGUCUUUCGUGUCCUCUGGACAUAAAUUUGUUGAAAUUUUCAAAGCAGUAAUUUUGAAUAUUUUAUUUUGGGAUUUAAGGUAUUUUGAAUUUUUAAACUAAAAACACUAUGCAACAUGAAUUGAGAAGAAAGAUUUAGAUUAGAUUUUUAGAUUUUUUUUUUUAUCUCAUGGACCCCAAUUUUUUUUCCUUUUGAAUGGAAUAAAAAUGAAAAAGAAAACAAUAUCCCCCAACACGCUGUCCAAAGUUGGCUGUAGUGCUUCCUAAGGAUUUCAAUUGAGUAAUUUAGGUCCUACCAUGGCAUUGGUAAACUAAGUACACAUUUAUAUGGAAUAUAUAGUAAUGCUUAUAUAUGGGUUGCCCAAAAAGUAAUUGCGGAUUUUUUAAAAGAAAGUAAAUACGUUUUUAAUAAAACUUAGUAUGAACUUUAAUCAAAUAUACUUUUUUUACACUUUUUUUCUAAAGCAAGCUUAAAGUAACAGCUGAUAACUGACAGAAAAAAAAUGCAAUUACUGAGUCACAAGCUGUGAAAAAUUUUGUCAACGCCGACUAUAUGAAAAAUCCGCAAUUACUUUUUGGGCAACCCAUAAUUAGGGUUUUUAUUGGGUAAAUACCCAAUAAAUACCUUUUUUGGGUAUUUAUACAUUUUCCCAUAUUUUGGUAAUUGAAGUCAUUUUCCAAACAAUUUUUGAUGAUUUCGUAUUCUUGGUAUAUAA
Messenger RNA from Stomoxys calcitrans (stable fly), 3410 nucleotides. RefSeq lists its product as uncharacterized. The record is from RefSeq and is a predicted model, not a curated record. Bases 135 to 1871 code for a protein of 578 amino acids. The transcript has 10 exons. Gene Ontology annotation, molecular function: protein binding. Gene Ontology annotation, biological process: regulation of DNA-templated transcription. Lineage: Eukaryota; Metazoa; Arthropoda; Insecta; Diptera; Muscidae.